Molecule: messenger RNA, 5210 nt
Organism: Leptidea sinapis
Lineage: Eukaryota; Metazoa; Arthropoda; Insecta; Lepidoptera; Pieridae
Product: D-beta-hydroxybutyrate dehydrogenase, mitochondrial
Exons: 8
Coding region: 162-1331 (389 amino acids)
Source: RefSeq, a predicted model, not a curated record
AUUUCGGUAGCCAAAGUAUGUCAUUUUAAAUUAGAUAUUUAUGUAACAGUCGCUGUCUGAUUGCAAUUUGUGAUAGAUAUUGUGCCCUGUGGUAGUGAUUGUACAUCUUUAGAUAUAUUUUGAUUGUGUACGCUAAAACCAAUCAACUGGACUGAAGCAGCAUGGCGGCAGGGGAUGUGACCCGUCGCGCCUCCAUCACGGCACCUUCGAUGCAUCGCCGUCCUUCCGCUCGACGUGGCUCUCUUAUUAAGACCACAACGUCACCCUCCAAGGAAGUGCCAUGGGAUAUCAUAGAUAGAUGUGCCCUGCCGAUCGUGUUGUGCCACGCUCUGGCGGUGGUGUUGUCAACGCUACUGAACGCCCUCCACAUCAGCCAAAUAUCAGUUUUCACAUUGUUCCUGUGGUUCGCGAUCUCCAUCACUGGAGCCCUGUGGUUCUACCACAACUUACAGGUGACAGCGGCUGGUAAGGCUGUACUAGUGACUGGUUGCGAUAAUGUUCUGGGCAAUGCAUUGGCAAGGAGGCUUGACGACUUGGGCUACCACGUGUUCGCCGGCUUUCAAUCCAAAGCGGGCAACAUCGAUGCUGACAUGCUCAAAGAAGAUUGUUCCGGAAGAUUGCACACGCUGCAACUUGAUAUAACUUCAGAGACGCAGAUUCUUUCGGCAUCUUUGUACAUCGUGGACCAUCUGCCAGAGGGCGCUCAAGGACUGUGGGCCAUCGUGAACUGCGAGUCGUGGUGUGCGCUCGGAGAACUAGAAUGGGUUCCAUUCUCUGUGAUACGACGUGCGAUGGAAGUGAAUCUCUUGGGUCCCUCCCGCCUAGUGCAAGUGAUGCUACCACUGGUACGUCGGGCUCGCGGUAGGAUUGUGUUGGCGUCUUCUAUCCUGACUCACGUGGCUGCUCCAGUACGGGGCGUGCACGCAGCCUCUCUCGCAGCCCUGGACGCGCUCGCAGCCUGUCUCCGGCGUGAGCUCAAACCCCGGGGCGUUGAUGUCGUGGUGGUAGCCGCUGGUGAAUACACGACAGGAAGUGCUUGGCUCUCUGAAGAGAAACUUCUAGAGCAAGCACGUGACAUGUGGAAACGACUUAGUGAUGAACAGAAGGGAGCUUAUGGAGAGGACUACUUCGAGCAGGCGUUGAGGAGUCUUGAAAAGUACACAAAGAACGCUGACGCCGACCUGAGCGCCGUGACACGCUCGCUGAGUGACAGCGUGACGCGUACCUUCCCCCUGUCCCGCUACACGCCAGUCUCUCCCCGGGAGAAGCUCAAGUCUCUUCUCGCCGAGCACAUGCCACGCUCGCUCUACGAGGGACUGUACGCCGAUUAAGACUAUCGAUUUACAACCUUGUCGCGACGUGUUUAGUAUCAUUUUAACGCCCACAAAAUUCGAAAUUUGCUGUCUGUACCAACCGCACGAUAUAAAGGAAGCAUUGAGACAUUACAAUAAUGACGUCACUCUAUAUUUACUGUAAUCAUAUAAAGAACAUCAAUUUUUAUUUCAAUGUGUUUGAUAAUUUACGAUACUUGAUGGGUGGGACCACACAUUCAAUGAACAUCGUAGCGUGACGUUGUUAUGACGUCAUAAUAUAUCAGUAAACCAUUGACAUACAAAUAAAACAGAAAACAAAAUUUUAUGAACGUUGCGGGACUCGAACCCGCGAUCUCUUGCGUUCCGUGCGAGAGCUCUUUCCAACUGAGCUUUUGUUUUCAGUUUUAUUUGUGUAAUUAAUCCCAGAACUGAGGGUUACCACUUUAAAAUAUAACAAAUUGUUUAUACGUAUAUUUUGUAAAAAAAAAUAUAUAUUAAUCAAUUAAAUAAAAUAUAUUUACCGCUGUGGAAAACUACUACUGAAUCGCUAUCAUUGUCAAGCUUUAUCAAUGAGGUCAACGAAAUUGUUAAGCCUUUGUAGUAAAUAACGAACCUCUGUGAAUUGUGACUUAUAGAAUAAAUAGUAGAUAAUCCCGUAUGGGUGAAGAUCGUUUCCUAUUCGUAUCUUAGAACUAUAAGCCCUGAUUUCAUCUUUCACACUAUGAACCGAGUUUCAAUAAACUCUAGAACUAGUUUACAUGACAGUCCUGAACUCAGUUAAAGACAAAGCGAUUUCACCGGCACGUUUUGAACGCGUUCACGAAAUCCGAGUUUAUAUGCCAAAACCCACUGAGGUACUAAAAAUAGUGAUGACAACCGGAGCUAAACAAAUAUCAAUAGGAAACUAAUUACAAAAAGAAUUCUGUACUUUAUUACGUUGAUUCCUGAAGUAUAAAUAACACGAAAUACGACCAAAAUUAAUUCAAAAUACAAAACUACUUCAGAGUAUUGUACGUUCAUUCGCAGCCAUUUGUAAUAUACGUCAAAAUUACGCUCGCGAGUGGCGCUUCAAACAGGCGCAAAAAAUUUACUGUCAAACAUAUGGAAUCGCCUGUCCAGUGGUAUUUAUACACUGGACAGUCAGUGCCAAAACGAUACAUCAUAUACACAAAGUGUUAAAAAAUAUUUUCAAAACUGUCAGUAUUGACACUUGACACGUCUCUGUUACGUCUUCAAAGUUCAAAAUUUGAAUUUUCAAAUCUUGACGACAGUGAUGAGUGACUGCUCUUUAUGCGUGUUCAAUUAUCUUAAGCGUCCAAACUUGGCGGAUUGCAUGUAAACGCGUUGCGGGUUUAACUGCGUUCACUUUGAGUUGGUGAAAUGCGGAGUAGAGCUUUGAACUCGUUUACGCUCGGAAACGAAGUUCAUCGUGAAAUGAUUGCGUUGUACUUCACCGGUGAAAUCGGGUUUAGACUACAUGAUUUAGAUAAAUUGACACGUAUGGUUCACGUAGCACAAUAAAUGUCCAGAUAAUAUAUAUAAAGGUAUGAUAGGUACUUGUGUAAGUCAAAAAAUGUAUAACAUGUACGAAAGCAAUCGAAUCUAACUUAUUUAAUAUUAUGGUUUCUAGCAAUUAUACAAAUUUAUAGACUAGGAACUCAAUACUUUUGUUUUUACGUUUAAAAUUUUGUUGUAUAGUAUAGUACCGUAAGGCAGUGCCGUAUUUAGGAUAUUACCAUCGAUGUCAAAACACUUGACUGGUGCAGAAAUGAACAGAACAGAAUAAAAUAAUAUUGCGUGGUAGUUAGAAAUGUUCAUUCAAUAACUAAUAAAUUCUUGUUAGUUCUUGGACGUCCAAGGGGACAUUUUGAUAUAUUUAUAUUAUACUAGCUGCCAGUACAGACGCUGUGCUAUAGAAAAUGAUAAGAAUUUAUAUCAUAUUUGUGCAAAUGACUUUUACAUUACCGCUUUAUAAUUGCCAAUUCUGAAAAUAUAAAAAUGGAUAUAGUAUGUUAUCUUUAAGAGAUAGACAUAUGCCAUCGCGGACGGCUUAUUUUUUCCGAUAUCUCCAACAAAUUUCAUUAAUCUAUACUAAUAUUAUAAAGCUGCAGUGUUUGUUUGUUUAUUUGAACGCGCUAAUCUCUGGUACUACUGGUCCGAUUUGAAUGAUUCUUUCAGUGUUGGUUAGUCCAUUUAUCGAGGAAGGCUAUAGGCUAUGUUUUUUUUUUCAAAAUUAGGGAUCCGUAAUAAAAUUGCUAUUUUGUAACACAAGGUGUAAAAUCGAAAACCUAUUUUUGCGUGCGCUGCAAAAACUAUUGACAAUAGAACAAAAUGAUGUACAGGCUAUUAAUAUAGGCAAUAUUAUAUUACUUAUAAAACUAUCGCGUAACGUUUGCCGGGUCAGCUAGUAUACAUAUAAAUUUAAACAAAAACUUAACAAAUUAUAUACUAAAACCUUCAGAACUACACUAUUCUUUGAUGAAAACAGCGUGCAUCUGUCAUGCAGUAGUUUUUGAGUUUAUCGCAAACAGACAGACAGACGCAGCGGAGGACUUUGUUUUAUAAUAUUUAGUGAUUAUUUUUAUUAUAUUACAUUUCGCUUUUGAGAACAGGCUGCGACUUUCAAACUGAAAUAUGGUUGAAACGGUUAUAUUAUUUUAGUUCGCCAUUUAUAAUUUUAUUAUGAAAUGAAGGCAGCCUAGAUAACACCUAAUUAUAUUAUGAGCUUUAACUUAUAGAAGAUCGCGCCGGUUUAGAAGUAGGAAUCUAUUUACGUCACCGCAGUAGGCUCACACAAAUAUAUAUAACCAAAUCAUGGGGUGGCUUUAUUUAUUACAUUGUGCACCAUGAUGGUGUAGUUUGUAGAAGCGAAGCUAUCCCGAGGGCCUCAAUACACCCGAGAAACGGAAUCGUAGUUUUCGUUUUUGCAACUGGACUUUUUUACAAUGAAAUUAGGCAACGGGUACGUACGGCUAAAUAGCCUUUUCGAAUUUUGAUGAUUGCUAAUGUGAAUAUUUUUAAAUCAAAACUGCUAAUUAAAUAUAAUAAACAAUUAUUUAUAAGAAUCUUGUGAAUUCAAUGCGAGGACGUACGUAAUCAGUCACUUUUCCUCGUAUAUAAUCUAUCCGAUUUUAUUUAAUGUAUGAAAACUCCUUUCUCCUAAACGUUCUAAUUUGACUUAAAAAAAUUGCAUCAAAAUAUUCAAUAGCCGAACGAAGUAAAAUGUUAACUCGUAAAAAAUUUAUGUUCAUUUUUUGUACACAUAAAGGUAUGUUCGUAAUAAAUGAUGCCAUGUUGUUACAUUUACACGAAGACAGUCUCCAAGAAGGAUUAACAUAAAGUGAAUUUAAUAAUGUUAAGUGUUAAUUUAUGUAACAAAAGUUUAACUCAAAUCUCUCUGAAAUCUUCCUAUGUUAACCGCCCGCGGCAACAAUCACAUUUACAGCCGUCAACACAUUUUAAUGAACUUCUCUGUUCACUAAUAAUUAUUAAGCUGAAAUUCUCUUGGAACAUGCUAAAACUUUGCCUUGCAUUGCGACAUUAGCAAAAUGCUUUUAUAAAUUAUAAUUAAUGUGCCUUAUAUUAUGAUAAAGUAACGUUAUAAUUUAUGUAACAAUUAGCUUUCUAAAUUUAUUGAGCUUGUGAAUUACUAAGUGUUUGAACUCGGAAUAUUUUUCAUUGUUUUAACGCAAUGAAAAGCAUUUAGACUUUAGAGUUUUAUCCUUUAAAACCCAAAGUACUUUUAUGAAAAAUUCAGUCGCUGUGUAAAUUACCUGUGACCUAUAUUGUGGAAGUCUUAAUAAGAAUGCAUUUAAACAACUUUUGCCCAGUAUUUAAAUCCUAAGUUAUUAUCUUGUUGUGUGUAUAUUUAAUAGUUGUAAUAAAUUGUUGAGUGCA